GGACGACAGAACAAACACACCGGCUCCUUCAACAUCCCCAUUACGCCCCAGGCCUGUCACCACCCCGCGUCUAUAGAAAGCCAUGUCCUUGACAGUCCACCACCUGCACAUCUCGCAAUCGGAGCGGAUCGUGUGGCUGUGCGAGGAGCUGGGGAUCCCGUACACGCUCCAGACGUACACGCGGGACCCGAUCCUGGCGCCCGCGGCGCUGGCGGCGCUGACGCCCCAGAAGUCCGCGCCGGUGAUGACGGCGACCAACCGCGUGACGGGCGCCGAGUUCAGCAUGUCCGAGUCGGGCGCGAUCGCGGCGUACAUCGACGGGGUGUUUGGGGACGGGCGGCUGUCCCUGGGGCCCACGCACGAGAACUACGCCGACUUCCUGUUCUGGUUCCACCACGCGAACGCCACGCUGGGCGCCGCCUUCUUCCGCGCCAUGACCGCGACGCUGCUCCGGCCCGCGCCCGACAACACCUUCGCGCAGUCGAUCCGCCCGGCGCUGCACAAGCACCUCGCCGCCGUGGACGCAAGGCUGGCGGCCACGGGCGCCUUCCUCGCCGGCGACCGCCUCACCCUCGCGGACAUCAUGACCGUCUGGUCCCUCACCACGGGGCGCCAGUGGAGUCCCACCGACCUCUCCGCGUAUCCGGCCAUCCUGGCGUAUCUGCAGCGUAUCGCGGCCAGGGAGGCGUACCAGCGCGCGGUCGAGAAGGCGGAGCCCGGCUUGGACUGGAGGCGGGGUUUGACGGCGGAGGGCCCGGAGGUUUUCCCGCCUUACGCGCAGAUGUUGGGCCAGAUGGGGAUCGACGUUGCCCAGUUGAAGAACUGAGUUUGGAGGGAGGUGAAAACUGGCCAGGCCUGAAAAGGCCAAUGGGUUGCAAUCGGGUGUCGCCUUGGAUCUGAGGUGAGGGAAAAAUGACACGGGGCCCGCGGGUGUGUUGGAAGGACCGCUGUACACUAUACCAUAGCAACGACAGGAAGACAGAACAAAGGGAAGGAAGUAUGGGGAGGCGGGCGUCGAGUGUACACAGAGCAAAGCACAGGGGGACUGUGGAGGAACUCCCUGCUCAGUAGCAUCUCCAGGGGAUCAUUCUACUCCAAAGCCAUUCAUUCAGA
Molecule: messenger RNA, 1113 nt
Organism: Cladophialophora immunda
Lineage: Eukaryota; Fungi; Ascomycota; Eurotiomycetes; Chaetothyriales; Herpotrichiellaceae
Exons: 1
Coding region: 83-826 (247 amino acids)
Source: RefSeq, a predicted model, not a curated record